AUGUAUUUCGGGAAUUUUUUGCUCGUUUUCCCAUUACUGGCUAAUGCAUUUGAAGCAUUUGAAGAGCAAAACUGUCCCUACGGUGUUUGUUCUGAAGCACCUCCCCCAAAUCUUACGAUAGCACCUUUUGGCAGCGGACUUUGCACUGGAGACGAUGUUAUCAUCGAGCACAUCCUCCAUGAUUACAACAAGCUUGAACUGCCAGGUGGAGGGCAUGUGAAGGUUUCUGUUGAGGUAUGA
Molecule: messenger RNA, 240 nt
Organism: Haemonchus placei
Lineage: Eukaryota; Metazoa; Nematoda; Chromadorea; Rhabditida; Trichostrongylidae
Source: the annotation of a GenBank genome assembly